AUGUCCAAGGAAAACACAACUUUCGAUGGCUUAACUGCCAACGAUGCUACCUUCUUUGAAGACUUUGAAAGAAACGAGAAGACGAGGGACUCGAAGCCUUCGGUCUGGAGAAGAAUGAUGGGUAUCUUCACAUUUGCUUCUGUGAUGAUCUUGUUGUAUUUCAGCUACCAAGCUGAUGUCAAUUAUGCCAUCAAUUCCACCGCCUCUGCUAUCUCCAACAAGUUUUUGCAAACUGCUCCUGAAGAACCUGCUGUUCCUGCUCCUAUUAUCAAAGUGUUUGAAAUUCAGCCUGAACUUAAAGCUGACAAAACUUCCAACACUUCUGUAGUCUAUGAAAAUCAGCAAUUAUCCAAUGGCUUGUCUGCUUCUUUCUCUUCUCCAAAGCAUGCAGAAUAUGAUGGUGCCUUUUUGACUUUGAACUUCACAAACAGCGAUAACGAAACCCAGAACGUCAACGUAGUGGAAGUUUAUAUCGACGGCCAUCCAGUAUGGAGAAGCUCUACUCCAUUCGGUAAGCCAGGUUUCACAACUAUCUCCAGCACCACCAAAGACAUCUCCAAAUACCUCACUCUUUUGGAAGAAAAGCACAGUAAGUUCAGUGUCAAGGUCUUGGAAGGUUCUGCUGACAACGUCAACUUUUCUCUUGCUGUUACUACAACUAGCAGUGGAAAGGCCAAGAGUGCUAAACACACUCCUAUCACAGUAGACUCUCUCUUUACUCCAGCUGGUCAAGCUGACAAGCUCAUUCCUUUAACGAAGUCUAAGAAUGUGGCUUUUGAAUUGUCAAAGGAAGGUAAGUUUCAGAUAGAAUUGCCAAGAUUCAAUGGAAAAACCUCUUCGGCCAAGUUAGAACUAUUUGCUUCUACCAGCAAAGAAGAAGUCGACUACUUCAAGAAGGACGAUGCUCCAUUGCGUCUCUUGAACAUCUUCAUCAACGACCAAUACAUUUCUACCAUAUCUCCAAAGGCGACCUUGUACCAUCCAGGUUCCAUAGAUGCCAGCGACAACUUUGUUCCUGUCGCUGACUUCGGUAACUUUGUAGGUUUCACUUAUGAAGUUGACUUGGUUAAUGCCUUACCAUUAUUAUGGAGUGGAAGAACUACUUUGGAAGUCCAAGUUGUGUCUCCAGUUAACGAUGUCGAUACGGCUCCAGUCGGUAGUAUUGACCCUCAUCCUAAGCCAAUCUUGAAGGAUGAAAAUCAGAUCCCAGUCGAUUCUUGGUUUGUCUCUGGUAACAUUUUCUUGUGGGAACACAAGGCUAUUGUCAGUUCCAAGGGUAAAAUAAUUGAAGCUGUAGCUGAAGAAUCAGUCUCUGGUGUUUACUCUAAAUCACCAUCCUAUUCACCAUGGGCUCCUUCUCGUAAGAGUGAAGUAGUUAGUGACAAAAUCUCCUCCAACCAAUCUUCCAUUAUUAAGUUCUCGUUGAAGGACAAUUCCACCUUGUCAUUCAUUAUCAACCAAAACUUGACCAUAAGCAACGUUUUGACCAAGCUGGAACGGUCUUCUAAGAAGACUGUUGGUAACCCAUACGCCCCAGGUGGAAUUGCUGAGACCACUAAUCUUGAAUUAGUACUUACAAAUCACCAAAAGGUGAAAUUUGAAUUUCUUAACGCUACCUCUUCUGAAACUUUGUUGACAGUGGAAAGUAGUGUCUCUUUCCCAUUGACAUCUUCUGGCAAGAAGACUACUCAAGAAGGAAAGGACGACAAGACAACCUUAAAUGCUAACAUUGAUACCAAGAUAAAGAAAAAAGUCAAUGGAAAGGCUGUUCAUGAAUUAACCGUCAGUGAAAGCUUGCUCAACAACCAAUACGUUGGAACCAUCUCUAAUCUCAAGUAUAAGACCGAAAAAUUCAAGAAGUCCCUUCAAGUCAUCAAAGGACAUGUAAUUGACGAUACUUUGUGA
Molecule: messenger RNA, 1905 nt
Organism: Scheffersomyces stipitis CBS 6054
Lineage: Eukaryota; Fungi; Ascomycota; Pichiomycetes; Serinales; Debaryomycetaceae
Exons: 1
Coding region: 1-1905 (634 amino acids)
Source: RefSeq, a predicted model, not a curated record